Aplysia californica (California sea hare) is the source of this 5566-nucleotide messenger RNA. RefSeq lists its product as uncharacterized. Gene Ontology annotation, biological process: homophilic cell-cell adhesion. The transcript has 9 exons. The record is from RefSeq and is a predicted model, not a curated record. Gene Ontology annotation, molecular function: calcium ion binding. Lineage: Eukaryota; Metazoa; Mollusca; Gastropoda; Aplysiida; Aplysiidae. Bases 142 to 2358 code for a protein of 738 amino acids. Gene Ontology annotation, cellular component: membrane.
AUAUGUGAGAGAGCAUGUGCGUGUAUACACACCUGCAUGAGUAUGUGUACAUGUUAAACUUGCGUGAUGCUGAUAAGGAUUGUAAAUCUAAAUACCAAGUAAACCGGACCCCACAACUUUCCAGGGCAUGUGUUGUUCACUAUGACGGGCCAGGGCGUGUCCUCCUGGAUGGUUUCAGUAGAUUACCCGACGUCCAACGCGGACGAAUUGGCGCAGUACUUCAAAGCUGAGCGGGACUCCGUGACGUCAGACUGGAGGCUCGUCAUUGAGAAACCUCUAGACCUGGAGACAAUCAACAGAGAUUUCGGAAUAUCACUGCAGUCUAUUUCUUUGCGACUUUCCUGCACUGAGACAAGCUCUUUUCAGUUCAAGUACAAUCGGUUCAUGUAUGUGGACCCAGUGAGCGAGUUCCCUCCCUAUUUCAAUCCGGAAAACCCAGAAUUCGAUUUCUACGAGGACGCACAACCGGGGCAUUCCCUCUUUGACCUGAUGACUGUCGUGGAGGACUAUGACGUGCGGAGCUCGGGUGCAGAGAUCAGACAUAUCUACGCCAAUCCCUACACCGGACCGGAGAGAGACGCUCUGGAGGUAAUGGAUGUCCAGCAAUUCGGCCAAGCGUUUCUCAAGUCUAUUGUCGAUUAUGAGAGUGGAGACAGGCUCUUUGUCUUGAACGUCACUGUUGAGGACCAGGGAGGGCUGACCAACAGUACAACAGUGACGAUAACAGUGAUCAACGUCAACGACAAUCCACCGACCUUCUGGCACCGCGGCUGUCGGGCAGACUGCGGCUCCAUAGGGUACGAGGCGGUCGUGAGUCCAACACAGCUGGGGCAAGUGACAGAUUUGACUCCAGAACAAAUUCAUGCACAGGAUCCUGAUGAUGACCCAGUUACAUUUCGGAUUGUUACAGGUUCACCGAUGGGCUUUGAACAGUAUGUGUCCAUUGACCCCAUCAAUGGAAGUGUUCAUUUACUGAAGCCACUUGAAGACUCUGAUUUCAGUGAUAUAUUUUUUCUUCUCGAGGUGAGUGAGAGUUUUGAGGACAACAGGACCAGGUCAAUGGACCCCAUGCACACAGCCAUCAGUACAGUGCACCUGGAGGUGGAAGGACGCCAUCUCAGGAACGGUUCUACUGGCGCAGGAGGGGCGUCUCCAAAUAGUGCAGGAGGUUCCAGCAGCCGGGAGGACACCCUCUUCAUCUGCACGAUCGUCUUGUCCGGCCUGCUCCUCAUCUCUCUAACUUUACUCAUUGUUCUGCUCUGUGCUCUUAAGAAACGCACCAAAAGCCAUGGACCUUCUAUCAGAUCUUCUGGAGCAACUAGAGGAGAGUGGAGGCCGAGUUCUAUGGGUGUUAUUAUGUACUCAGGUCCCAACAGUGCGCAUGUCAACAACCGAGAGUCGAAAAAAGAGGAUAGAAGAAUUAACCAUAACUACAGAUCAGAAAAUGAAAACAACGUUAGGAAUUCUGAUAACUUAGAUGACGUAUUUGUUACCGACAUGCAUUCAUACUACGAUAUUCAGGGUAUGAUGUCCGGGACUCCAACACUUUCCGAGACUCAUCGGUCUGAGAUUAUACCAUUCCAAGAUGCUGUCACACUCAGCAGAGACGGGUCUCAGAGAGCCUCGGCUCACCCGACACCACUUUCACACUCUAGGAGAGAAGGUAAGGCUGAGACAGUCUCCUCACCAGUAGAUCAGGCACUUUCCAGACAAAACCACACUCAAUCAAACACAGAGAACUCGAACCUCCAAUCCCAUUAUCUAGCUCUGGAUCUUCUGACAAGUGUCACACCCAUGUCGAAUGAGUCAAAAACAACAGCGACCUUGAACCCUCCGGCCGGGUACACGGACACUGGCAGCGUCAGUUCCAUGAGGUCAUUCCGGGAUGUUGAUGUCAUCAGCGAGCUGGAGGAGAUCGUGGCAGCACAAAGACGAUCAGACAACGAGAAACCACUUUCUGAAGGUAAAGCAAUUGGUGAUGAAGGACAUAACCAAUCCGUGACGUCACAGAACUCGUACCAUACAAGGACAGAACGUGGAAAUUCGUCUGUGGAAGAAGAUGUAACGUCCUUUAUCAACGCAGCCUUUGAAAAAGAGAAUGCUGUUGUGCCCCUCGACCAAGCCUCAGAAGAGAAGGUGACCUACUUUCCGUCAUAUGCAAACUUUCAGGGCAACCCGUUCCGAAGCAGCCGUCGUCUGCCCAGGCUGAACACGGCAUCAACGAAUCCUUUCAGAGAGUCAAUUACUAGCAACGCCUCUUUACUGACAACACCUGAUCUAUCCCCAAUUUACCCACUAGAUCAGCACCCACAACAUACACCUACAGUCGCAACUGAAACAAUUACCGCCUAUCUCUAAGAGACAAAAACAACCUUUGUUGUGAACAAUUUACUGCAUACACGGUUGAUUCAUCAACACAUCUUUACAAGAUUGAGUGUAUCGCUUAUUUUUGGGUUCAAUAAAGAUGAAAAACGAAAAUGUUUAUAGCGAGCAGCAUGUGCGGGUAUAGAGCAGUUAAACAAAAGCAGAACACAACUGUUCAUUUGUAUGUACUGUUCGUGUCUUACUCCCACACCGACAUACUGGUAUGAUUAAUAAUACUAACCGUGGAGGGCGAGGUCGACUUUGAUCCUGUUUAUCUGUGCCAACCCAGACGGAUGAGUGAUAUAAUGGCCUUUUGAGGUAGAUGACGGGGGUGUUUGAUCAAAUCAAAUAACUUUUUUUUCAUCUUUAAAUCGAACCCAUGUCUUUUGCCUAUGCACCCACUAAUUUUAUCAUAACACCUAAAGCGCCAGCAUCUGCUCAAGACAGCACGAAAAAGUUGAAAGGAGAGAGUGUAGUCUUGUGUGCCUCCUGAUUGAACACUCUCCCGACUUCAUUAUCACCCACGUUGCCUGCAAUGUAGUUCAUUUUUGCUAUCUGCCCCUCCCACUCCCUUUCCCUCGCCGCUAAGAUCUGAAUGACGGUAUUUUAGACCGAAGUUAAGUCUAUUAACAUAGUUAACACGGCCUUCCUUGCCAAUUAAAAAGAAUCUAUUUCUAGUCGGGUGAAUUGAAGAACAAUUGAGAAAAUGCAUUUCCCUAAAGAUACUAAAGUUACGGAGAUAUCCAGGGCAGAGCGUGAGAUCAAAUCCACGAUCUUAAGAUUGCGAGCCUGCCAUCUUAUCUCGAAUACAAAUGCUGUCAACCAACUUACCACGAUUGCUAUCACUGUUACAAUUUUUAUUAGCGAUUUUUAAUUUCCUUUUUUAUAUCAAUGGAUGAUUCUUAAGCCUUCGAAGAAAUGCAUUUUGUUGUGACGGAAGGCAUGCUCUAUACAUUAUAAGCAGAAGGACUUGUAGUUUUACCCUUAUUUAUUUUCGCACAAGUCUUUUGUCGUUCACCCCUUGGUGCCCCCGCACCAUGUGCUCAUCAUCUCUCUGUGAUCUGUAUACAAUAAACAUAAUCACAUUAUUAUUGUUCCUUACCUUAAGUGUGCGAUCAUGGUAAGCAGUGCAGGAUGGAAGAUGCUUAAUGAAGCUAUCCGACGAAAGAAAAAAAAUGAGCACAGUAAAUUGCACUUCACAAACUAUGUGUUUUUUGUGGGAAAAGCUAUGUACUUGACUCUCGUUUGUAUUAAUUUUUCGUCAGUCAGUUCUCGUCCGUCCAGCACAACACAACCGUACACAUGUCGCAAUUUUUUCAUCUACUCUGUUCAUUUGUAAUCCUGGUUGUAACGCUGUCCAGUUUAUUUUCGUUCAUAUGCAUGUUUUAGGGUCACUAUCCGAAUCACCUGGUUGCUUUUGAUUGUGUUGAUGAAUCCAUUUAUCCCAAACAUUCUUACCGUAAUCUGUUUUACUAUGAUUCAUUAUCAUGAAUAUAACCUCCUUCUGGACAAACGAAAAAAGGAGAAACGAUUUUUCUAAAUACCAUUGUUAUUCCUUAGACUAUAACUUUAAGAUUCACACGAGGCCUUGAAAAUAACAUGUUUUUGAAAAAGCCAGGAAUGUUGUCGUAGCUGCCACUGUCUUAAGAACCAUGAUAAUUUCGAGUUACUAUUGUUUGUAAAUAUUUUAGGCCGCUAUCGAUAAAAUUCAGACAAUUUAUUGUACAAACUACUUAGACAAUGCUCAUUUAGGCAACUCGCACUGAGUGAGAUACAGUACCCAAAAAGACACAUGAAAAUGCUUGUAAAUCGAACUUAUUCAUGUCUUUUACUUGAAAGCCACAGAGCCUAAUCAUCAGAACACAGAGGCCCUAGCAAUUAUUUAUAGAUAUCAAAUGAGUUUAAUUGUAUACUCUUCGAUCAUUCGAAACUAAAGAAAAUGCAAUCUGUGAUUUGUUUAUGGUUUGUUUCACUUAUUGUGGCUUAUCACAUCUUACUACUUGUAAUGUCCAUGCAAAAUAGAAUACUAUAAAGUAGAAAAAGCAACUUUUUUGCUUAUUCAGAGCAUAAUAUACCUCCACAUAACUACAUUCGCCUGAAAUCACGUCGAUCAUUAAGUCAUCAUGACCAUUUUCAUAAUCUUUUAGCAUUGAUUUUUCACGUGUUUUGUUGUUCCUAUAUCUAUGACUGAAAUAAUAAUAUGACACACUAGCACAGCUAUUUGGAAAGAACAACAUUUUCAAAGAAACGCACAGCCUGUGUUGAACGAAUAGAUUGCAUAACGGCUGGCCAUGAAACACUUAAAUCGCCUACUGGUACAAACUAAAGAUGGCCUAGCCGCACGGGUUAUCUUCAAAAUCAUUAAGGCGUCUACGGCAACAUUAACUAGAAUCACACAGUCUCUAGCCAGUGUAAAUAUUAGAGCGUCACCAAGAACGGCAGCUAGCUCCCUGACAAGCAAGGAAUGAUUUUACUUUCUAUGUAGAAGAAACGGCCAUGUAUUAAAAAUUAAAGUACAACACAAAAUGCAGAUCUUACAGUCAGUUACCCCCUAGCAAGGUACGUAGAAGAAAACAUAAUAAUAAUAAUAUCCAAGGCUUUUAGCUAAAGACGCCACCCCAAGUUGGGAUUUUUUGUUUGUCGGAGAUAGAUUACUACGAUAGAUCUGUGUGUAUAUAGCAGGCAGCAUACCAUGUGCUCAUACACUCACUGUGAUGUUUAUACUGUAUGUUUUCAUCUCUAGUCCCUUCAGUUUGUUAUGUUUUUCUUGUCCACCCCCCUGUUUGCAUGGGGUAAAUCGAACUGUGACGUACAAUGGUGUGUGUCCAAGCUCCUUAUACAAAUUAUUAUGAUGCUUGCCUCUCAUAUAUUGAUGUCUGUAAUGAACCAAAAAAAACCCCGGGAUGUUAGUGGUGCCUAUGUUAUCUGUUGUAGGCUCAUCUGGAGUUUGAAAGCUUUGGGAUUUCUUGGAUGUUCUUUGAAAGUAUCCUAUCAGCUAAUUUUUUUAUGCUCGUAUUAUUUUGAAACCAAUAAAACGUAUUUCAUAAUAAUAUUACGCUCAGUAUGUAUACAAUACGCAUACUUGUUGCGUGAUGUGCGGCUAAACGUUGCCAAUGAUUGUAUAUACACGUGGUUAUUUUUUUCUUUAAAGCAUGUUAUGUUGUAGAUAUUAUUUGAUUUAAUAAAUUAUAUUGAAAGUGUG